Molecule: messenger RNA, 498 nt
Organism: Cylicocyclus nassatus
Lineage: Eukaryota; Metazoa; Nematoda; Chromadorea; Rhabditida; Strongylidae
Source: the annotation of a GenBank genome assembly
AUGACUAUUUACGUGCUCACUAUGCAUCUUCCGGCGGCGGCAGAUCAGCUUGUUGCAUGGGCGGAUGUCUUUUUCCACGGAGGCAUCAUACCUCAUUUGGAACAACGUGUAAUUGCUUUACUCAGUAUUCCUGUCAGAAGGAUAUGGCAAGACCUCUUAGACAAGAUUCCAGGAAUGCCGAAUCUCAGUCUCGAGGAGAUCGAAGAGUUGAUGGACGAGUUCCAUAUGGACGGCUUUAGCAGGAGACGCCGCACAAUAUCCAAAAGUGUGCAUAGGCACGAGCAACCCUCGGAGUCACUCGAUGAUGUGCCCGAGGACCUCCGCACUUUGAGGGACGGUACCCCUUUUUUGCAAUUCAGUGGCGCGGGUCUGUACGUAUACUACUCUACAAAAACCAUAGAGAAAGCUGCAGCCAAUGGCCUAAUGGCGUUGAGAAUCCAAGUUCGUGGGUGGAUAACCCGGAGAAUCCAGAUGGCACAGAAGACUCUGAAUCAUUAA